Molecule: messenger RNA, 1966 nt
Organism: Rubroshorea leprosula
Lineage: Eukaryota; Viridiplantae; Streptophyta; Magnoliopsida; Malvales; Dipterocarpaceae
Source: the annotation of a GenBank genome assembly
AUCCCGCCCACUCACUGUCCUUUUCACUCAUAAGAGCUCCCCUUCUUCCUUCUAGCUCCUUCUGAGCUCCCAGAAAAUGUUUCUUUGAGCUUGAAGACCUAAAAAUCAGGAUUCCUUUCUGUUCUUCUCCUAGGCUUGUAAAUAUGGGGAAAGAAAAUCUAGUUCCUGCUAAUGUUAGGGGGCUUAGUGGUCGAAUCACACGUUCUCAAGCUGCUGCUUUGCGUGCAUCUGGACAGUUGCCACCACUAAGUUCAUCCAAUCAUUCAGAUCAGAAACGGGUUCUGAAAGCAAAUGCAAAAAGAGCAGCCCUGGACCAGAACAACUCUAGUGCUCCUGAUAAUGAAUGUCUUAAACAUAAGAAGAGAGCAGCACUUCAGGUUGUCACAAAUGUUUGCUGCAGCUGUCCACAAAGCAGCUUCUUUAAUGCAACCAAAAUCCAGCCUAAGAACACUAAGAAGGCUAAGAAGGGUCUUGCAAAUGUGUCCAAAGUGGCACCUUCUGUAGCUGCAGAAAUCCAGCAUCUGCAAACUGACAUACAAAAGGAAGGCGUUCAGGAGACUUUACAAGCAGUACCUAAAUUACAAGAAGUUGCAUGCCCAAAUGAUGUCAAAGAAGGUGCAUCAUUUUGGCCUAUUACAAUAUGUAACAGUGGGAUGGUUGACUUUUCCGGGAACUUGAUCACUUCAUGCGAUCCUGACUUUAUAGACAUUGAUUCAGAUAUGAAGGAUCCUCAAUUCUGCACCCUUUAUGCCCCAGCUAUAUAUGACAAUUUGCGAGUUGCUGAGCUUCUCCGCAGGCCAUUUCCUAAUUUUAUGGAGACAAUACAACAGGAUAUCUCUCAGAGCAUGCGUGGAAUCUUGGUUGAUUGGCUUGUGGAGGUCUCUGAGGAAUAUAAGUUAGAGCCUGAUACACUUUACCUCACGGUGUAUCUGAUCGAUUGGUUUCUCACUGAAAACUACAUAGAAAGGCAAAGACUUCAACUGCUUGGCAUCACCUGUAUUUUGAUUGCCUCCAAGUAUGAGGAAAUUUGUCCACCACGUGUAGAAGAGUUAUGCUUCAUCACAGACAGCACUUAUACCAGAGAGGAGGUACUAAAAAUGGAGACUCAAGUGCUGAGGUAUUUUGGUUUUCAAGUAUUUGCACCCACUGCGAAAACUUUUCUAAGGAGAUUUUUAAGAGCAGCACAAGCUUCUUACAAGAGUGCUAGUCUGGAGCUGGAGUUUUUGGCGAAUUAUCUUGCAGAACUGACACUAAUUGACUAUGAUUUCUUGAAUUUCCUUCCAUCCACAAUUGCUGCAUCAGCUCUAUUUCUUGCCAGAUGGACAUUGGAUCAAUCAUGCCACCCUUGGAACCCAACUCUGGAACACUACACAGCAUACAAGGCAUCUGAUCUGAAAACCACUGUUCAUGCAUUGCAAAAAUUACAAUUGAACGCUGAUGGCUGUCCACUUAAUGCUAUUCGCACGAAAUACAGGCAAGAGAAGUUAAAAUCUGUGGCUGCUUUGUCUUCCCCGGAACUGCUUGAAACACUUUUCUAGGACAAAUGGCUGCUCCAUCUUGUCUGCAAGGGCUACUGACAGAUAACAUACACUUCUUAGCUGGAGGUUUCCACAUAAUCUUUUCAUUACCUCUCGAGGUCGUGCCUAAUCUCUAAUAAUCAUCCUCUAACCUCUUUACUACUCUUCAUUUGAAAUGAAUUAUCAUUUUCUCCGUUCAUCUGUCCAUAAAUUUACUACUUGUCUCAGGUUUUGGUUCUUCCAAAACCUUAGCUUUGUAAGGUUGUAACUUAAGUCAGCUAGGAACGUUGGCUCCGUGUUCAAAAUUUCAAUUUGACUGUUGCAAUGAAUUCUAUGUUCAAAGUAGCAGUUCCUGCCAGUUGGGAAUUGAUUUGUGGGGUUGAAAUAAUGCUGAGGAGAAAUUUAACCAGUUAAUUGUAAGCUUAACAGUACUCGUUUCAUGCAUAUUG